This is a messenger RNA of Lodderomyces elongisporus, 1713 nucleotides long. RefSeq lists its product as uncharacterized. The transcript has a single exon. The record is from RefSeq and is a predicted model, not a curated record. The coding region runs from base 1 to 1713 and encodes 570 amino acids. NCBI's taxonomy places the organism in Eukaryota, Fungi, Ascomycota, Pichiomycetes, Serinales, Debaryomycetaceae.
AUGUUUGCUGGAAUUUACCGUCGAUGUGGUCGACUUGACAGUCGAACACGAAUACGACAAUUCUCUUUAGCUUUUGAUUCAAGACGCCAAUUACGAUUAAAUUCUUCAACAACAAGAACAGCAGCUCCUUUCAAAGCAAGCACCAACUUCUCUGAUGAAAUAGCUACUGAAACAAAAGUGCAAACCAACACCAGACCCAAAGAGACGCUCAUGUACAAUUUAAAUAACUAUAUCAGCACCUUUCCGGAGGAUAGUAUGAUAAACAGCCAAAUAAAUACGUUGAAGCAAUUGCUUUACAAAAAACACCAUUCGCAAACAAUAAAAGUUGGUUUAUUAUAUGCAAACGAUUCAGUCCGCGAGUCGUCUAAAAUUCUUGAAUGUCUUCUUGGUGACCCACUUGCAUCGAAUAAUAAAGUAUGGUUUGAUGCAAUACAGAAUAGAGUAAAGGGCCAAUCGAAAUUCAUUUACAACGGAGAUUCCUUUCACGUAUCAGAAAAUGGAAAUGAAUUCCAUGUACCUGCACCAAUUUUGAGCAGCAUAUACAGAAGUACUUUAUAUAGCGCCACAGAAAAAAACGAAGGACAAGAACAUAAUGUUGUUAAUGAUAUUCUGCUAGAAGAAGUUGACAAAACUAGCAUAAGUGAUAGGCUUGAUGAAUUUGCAUUCUUUAUAUAUGUUACCACUCAUUUUGGUGGAGUUGGAAAUAAUUCUAACUUACCGUUAUUGGUGCAAAACAAGAUCCUCUUGGAGAUCAUUGACAACAUCGAGUACACUCCACAUAGUACUCAAUCAUCGCCUUUAAGGUUGGACAGCUCGCUUCACACACACGUUGUCAAGAUUAAUAGUCAGUUAGCUUAUGAGGGCAUCAUUGCUUUUUUGAAAGAUGACGUGGAAGCUGCCGAUAUUUUAAUCAACAACAUGAGUCAUAGUAACAUUUAUGAGCUAUAUAAAGUGAUUGGGAAAUUUCUGCAGACAAAUACUCUUUGUACUUGGUAUUUGGAUAGCAUUACUUCCAGCGUGCGGAAUGAAUUGACUGGCGACGUAGCCCUUGCUGAAGAUGAAGCUGGAUUCAUGCAAGCAGAGAUUUCAAAUUUUGUCCAAACAGUUAAUGCAGAGCUUCAAUAUAGAUUUGCACCAGACACAAAUCAAUUUGUGCGUAGUAGGUUGUCUUGGUGGAAAUUAUACUACAAAAAUGAUAAUGUUGAAUAUGAUUUAAAGGAUUUUUUCAAUGAACAUUUUAUGAACCAAAGUAUCGAAAGCUACAACUUUUUAAGAGGUCGAAUAUUGUCUGCCGAUGAUAGUAUAGCAGCGGAGAAGAACCCGUUGUUAAAACUUAAGAACGAUGUGAUCAAUAGACGAGUAACAGAAGAAGUUCAGCCAAUGGUCUACUCUAUAAUUAGCAAGGCAUUUGUUUACUACCAGCUACCAAUUACUGUGGUAUCGGCAUUUGCGUAUCAGUUCUUUGACUUUAGUGGCAACGCUAGUAUAGCAUUGCUUGGCCUUGGCUGGGUAGUAGGGUUCAACUAUGUCUCUAGAAAUUGGCUAGCGUUUAUAAAGGCUUGGACCCUGAAUUUAGUUGAAGAUAUACGAGUGUGUAUCAGUACUCAAUGUGUCAACAAUGGGCUUAUGAGAGAAUCAAACAUCCAAACAGAGAAGGAAAAAGCGGCAAACAUUGCUCGUCGCAAGAUUCUUCGAGAAUUAGAAAAUGCUUAA